AUGGCGCCGAAUCGCGGCGAAGACGAUGUAGAACGUCUAUCAAGGACCACUAAUGAAUAUCCUUCAAGUUCCAUGAUUGAACAUGCGCGGCGUCCUUCCGAAGCCUAUGUAAACCUCCAUGCAAAUGUUGAAGCCAAAAUCAAGAACCCUCUGUGGGGACUUCCGCGAGCAAGACUCUUGGCUGAUGUUGACGACUUCUGCCGCAAGAAAGGUCUCGAUGACUAUCGUGCUCUCAUCCGCAAGGGCGCUCUUGUCGCACAGGACCCAACCGGCUAUGAGGAUAUCGAGGGGGACGAAAAGCUAAACGACCAAGAGAUUCAAGCGCUCAGAGACGAAAUUCUUCAUAAAUGGCGAGUCCCAUUUGUUCUGUAUUUGACCGUUGCGACCUGCUCUAUCGGUGCCGCUGUACAAGGAUGGGACCAGACAGGCUCAAACGGCGCCAACCUUGAGUUUCCUUAUGCUUUCGGUAUUGGCAGCGAAAGCAUACACGACAAGCUACUUGUCGGUCUCGUCAACUCUGCCCCUUAUAUCGGAACAUCUCUCUUUGGCUGUUGGCUCUCGGAUCCUCUCAAUGCACGUUGGGGUCGUCGUGGCACGAUAUUCUUCUCGGCAAACUUUUGUCUCUGGCCUGUUAUCGGGAGUGCUUUCAGCAAUAACUGGAAACAGCUUUUUGCGUGCCGUAUACUUCUCGGUAUUGGAAUGGGCACCAAGGCUUCAACAGUCCCUAUCUUUGCCGCCGAGAACUCGCCUGCCCCAAUUCGAGGUGCCUUUGUCAUGAGCUGGCAGAUGUGGACGGCUUUUGGUAUUUUCCUCGGAACGUGUGCAAAUGUCGCUGUAACGAAGAUCGGCCCAAACGCAUGGAGAUACCAAUUAGGUUCGGCCUUUAUCCCAGCUGUCCCCUUGAUGUUUUUGAUUUACUUCUGCCCCGAGUCGCCACGUUGGUAUAUGAAGAAGAACCGCUACCGCAAUGCGAUGAAAUCGCUGUUACGCCUACGGAACCACCCGAUCCAAGCCGCCCGCGACCUGUAUUAUAUCCAUGCGCAACUCGAGGUCGAGCUGGAAUUCAUGGGCCAGGGACACUACCUCAAGCGCUUCAUCGAGCUCUUUACGAUUCCUCGCGUGCGCCGUGCCACUGUGGCUUCGUUUGUGGUCAUGAUCGCGCAGCAGAUGUGUGGGAUCAACAUAAUCGCAUUCUACUCAACGAGCGUGUUCCGAGACUCUGGAGCCGACGAUAAUCAAGCCCUGUUGGCGUCGAUGGGCUUUGGAUUGGUCAACUUUAUCUUUGCCUGGCCCGCGAUAUGGACGAUAGAUACCUUCGGCCGACGAUCUCUGCUACUUUUCACGUUUCCUCAGAUGGCAUGGACGCUACUUGCAGCAGGCCUAUGCACACUGAUUCCCGGCACAGGCGGAGUUCAUAUGGCCUUGGUGGCCUUGUUCGUUUACCUUUUUGCAGCCUUUUACUCGCCUGGUGAGGGGCCUGUGCCUUUUACCUAUUCGGCCGAGGUGUUUCCUCUAUCACACCGUGAAGUGGGUAUGUCGUGGGCUGUGGCAACAUGUCUGUUCUGGGCGGCGGUGCUGUCCAUCACUUUCCCGCUGAUGUUGGCGCGGUUGCAUGCUAUUGGUGCCUUCGGGAUGUAUGCAGGCUUCAAUAUCGUGGCCUUGGUAAUGGUUUUCUUGCUGUUGCCCGAGACGAAGCAGCGGACACUGGAGGAGCUGGAUUAUAUCUUUGCAGUGCCAACACGCGUCUUUAUGAAAUACCAAGUCACCAAAGUUCUGCCCUGGUGGUUCAAGAGAUGGAUCUUGUUCCGCCGGGAUGUAAGAUUGGAACCUCUAUACCAGUUUGAUACGGUCGGAGAGCCUGAGGACAACCACAGUAGUGACUAUGGAUACGAAAACGACAAAGCGAAAGUCGAGUUGAAGGAUACAAUUGGACUCACGUCAGGCGCUCGGGCGACGAGAUAA
Messenger RNA from Fusarium sp. VM40, 1962 nucleotides. The record is from the annotation of a GenBank genome assembly. NCBI's taxonomy places the organism in Eukaryota, Fungi, Ascomycota, Sordariomycetes, Hypocreales, Nectriaceae.